GAGCCCCAGCUGCCCCCGUGGACUUUAUUACGCCGGAUUUGUUAAAACCGCUGUGUAAACCUGUUUGGUGGCCCCUCCGUGUUUUCUCAGUCUCCCUUCCUUCCCUCUCGUCCUCUCCAGCCCCCCUCCCGCAGCCCCCCGCAGCCACCGUGUUUGGAUAACUUUUAUUGAGCUGGAGCUAAUCUCUUUAGGCUGGAUUAUCGUCCCGGGCGGAGGGGUUAGAAGUGUUGGCGCCAAAUUACCCUCUGAGACUUGGGAAUUGUCCCCUCAGAUUAAAGGGGGAAAAUUGCGAGGGGCAGGACCCAGUAAUUUGCUCCCCACAGUUACCAAUCAUACGAUAUCAAAGGGCGGAGUCUAGAACCAUAACUCAGGCGAGGCUGGCGGGGAGUGGUCUGCGGGCACGAGGCGCGGCCACUCACCGGCAAGAAGGUGAAGAAGCCGCGCCGCCAUUGGUCCGGUGGGCGGGGCCUAGUCACAAUAUGGCGAAGGGUUGAACUUGGCUUAAAGUAAAUUUUCCUAGACUUUAAGAUCGUUCAGUCGGCCUUUGGAGCGGAACCAGAGAGUAGCUCGCCGCGGCGGUGGCCGUUUGUUGACUCAGUAGCCGCGACUAAUUCUUGCGGUGUUUGGAGUAGCAACACGGCUGUUUGCUUUAGCAUUGUUGGAAUCAUAAGAAAAGAGACUGUCGAUGUGUUUUCGUUAUUUUAAUCAAUCCGCGAGCCAAGAAAUCUCAGCGACACGAAAGAUAACGAAGGUGGACUGAUUUGUAUUCUGUACUUGGCCGCCGCAGUACACUCGUCGGCCUGUGACUGAGACCGGCAAGUGUGAAGGACAGAUAAGACAGGAUUACAUCUCGUAGACACCCGCCGCCCACGCCCAGACCAGAAUCUCUCAUCUCCCGCUCAGCCCCAUCCGCCGCCUCCUUCCCGCUACCCGCUGCCGCCCUCACUGUUGCCCGCCACACAACAAGGAGUGGUGAGGGUGUGUGGUGCCCGCCUUGUGCUCUGUGUCGCCGGCGGUAGUGUAGCAGGUGAAGUGAAAAUAGCAAGGAGGGUGAGUGGGUGAGGCGUCGCGGUGGUGGUGACGGCGGCGUGAGGCCCAGGAGGGUGUGUGUUGUGUGUGUGGUGCCGCCCGAACCUCCGCUCCGCCCGCCCGUCACUCCGUCCCGCCGCGCCCCGCGUCCCCGGCCUCCCUUCGCCGCACCCUGCACCGCUGCCUCUCCUUUGUCUUGAACUUUCGUCAGGAGGGCAGUCCCAGGGUCUACCUCGCCAGAGGUAGACCCAGAAUGCUGUGUAGCCAUGUGUGAUCAGUGGUCAGCUUACCCCGUCAAAAUGCACACUUUGUUCGGGGACCAGCAGUCUUACUAUCGCCAUGCUGCCGCCACCUACCCGCCGGCGGCGCUGCAGCAAAUGUCCUCAAUGGCUCCCAAUGCCUACUGUUAUGACGGGUACAGUGCCAUGAGCCGCUACCACCCCUAUGGCUACACCACGCAGCAACACACGCCUCCCAAGGACAUGGUGAAGCCGCCCUACUCGUACAUCGCCCUCAUCACCAUGGCCAUCCAAAACAACCCCGAGCAGCGCGUCACCCUAAACGGCAUCUAUCAGUUCAUCAUGGAGAGAUUCCCUUACUACCGGGAGAACAAACAGGGCUGGCAGAACUCCAUUCGCCACAACCUCAGCCUCAACGAAUGCUUCGUCAAGAUCCCCCGCGACGACAAGAAGCCCGGCAAGGGGUCCUACUGGACGCUGGACCCCGAGGCCAGGAACAUGUUCGACAACGGCUCCUACCUGCGGCGUCGGAAAAGAUUCAAGAAGAAGGACGCCAACCGGGAGAAGGAGGAGGCCAUCAAGAGGCAGCAGGAGCAGCAGCAGCCGCAGCACACCCCCACGGGCGUGGAGGGUGAUCAGCGGGCACAGCAGCCAGACCCUGUGGCCCUCACGCAACACACACAGCAACAGCAGCAGCAGCAGCAACAACAAGCUGCUGCUCGCCCGCCACCGCCGCAGCAGCAGCAGCCCCAGCAGGCUGGAGCAGGACCUCAGCACCCGCAGGCAGGGCCGGUGGUAGGCGGGCCGCAGGAGGGGGAGGGGGUGCAGGCGGGGAGCGGGACCCCUAUCUCGCCCCUCUGUCAGCCCAAGACAGAGCCUCAGGACUCCCCAGAGCUUCCAGCGGCUUGCCUGCCCGAGGUGAAGGCCUCCGCUCACACCCCGCCUCUGCACGCCCACACGCACACGCCGCCCCUUCACACCCAGACCCAUACACCACCCCUACAUGCCCACGCCCACUUGGCCUCCACCCUUCCCACCACCUCCGCCAAUGGAGGUGGUCACGAAGGGUCUUACCUGGACGUUGGCUCUUCCUUCAGCGUGGACUCCCUGGUGCCGGGGUCCAGGGAAGGGGUGGGACGCGAGACCAGUCCCACGGCGCUGCUGACGGAGGCACAGCAGCAGCAGUAUCGCUCCAACAUGUACUACGACACGAUGGGCUACUGCCAGUACGGAGACUCGCGCGCCCCCUCCGUCUUCCCGACACCCACUUCCGACGAGAUGACGGCCUGCGGCAGCGCGGCCAUGAACGGCAGCAGCCCCGUGGUGGGGGGCAUGAGCAUGCAGGCGGCGGCGGCGGCGGCGGCCUAUUCUCGCUCCCACGGUUCGUGGUAUUCCCAGCCGCUGGAGACAGCCGGCAGCGGCGGCGGCGUGGACGGCGGCUUCCCCAACGUGCGUGAAAUGUUUGAGUCGCAGCGACUCCUGACCAACCCCUCCUGCCAGCUGGGCUUCCGCGCCUCCUACAAAUACCCGGCUUACUACGACGACGCCGCCAAGUACUGAGCCCGCCGCCACGCGAACCGAUGCUUCCCAGGGGCUCGUCUGGCGCACACCUGGCCCGCAGCGCGCCCACAGGGGCGGCAGAGUGGGUGUGGCUGGGCAGCUGGCGGCGGGCGCUGGGUGGGGGAGGUCGCCGGCCGUCUCGAGUGAAACCAAAGAGGGCAAGACGUUGUGGUGUUGCCGCUGUCGUCGCCGUCGCCGCCGGGCACGCCCUCGCCGCGCCGAGUGGGCUGAGGUGCGCGUCGCCCAUAGUGAGCGGGUACGGGCGUGGCCUCGCGGUUCCCGUCGCCACCGUGUGUGUGUGUCGCCACAAACGUGCAGUACACGCGCCUUCAGCUGUGUACCUACGUAUAGACGAAUUCAUGUACGUAUAGACUCCAUGUACGCAUAGAAUUCCCAUGUGUGCGAGUAUUGGCAAAUCAGUGUACAUCUAGGACAGACCGAUGUGUAUAUCUUCAUAAUAUUUAAAUCUGUAACACGCAUAAUAUAUAUGCGCUUUUUUGUUA
Messenger RNA from Scylla paramamosain (green mud crab), 3331 nucleotides. Its product is annotated as forkhead box C1-B-like. Lineage: Eukaryota; Metazoa; Arthropoda; Malacostraca; Decapoda; Portunidae. Gene Ontology annotation, molecular function: DNA-binding transcription factor activity, RNA polymerase II-specific; RNA polymerase II cis-regulatory region sequence-specific DNA binding. Bases 1296 to 2828 code for a protein of 510 amino acids. The transcript has a single exon. The record is from RefSeq and is a predicted model, not a curated record. Gene Ontology annotation, biological process: regulation of transcription by RNA polymerase II; cell differentiation; anatomical structure morphogenesis.